Molecule: messenger RNA, 2855 nt
Organism: Portunus trituberculatus (swimming crab)
Lineage: Eukaryota; Metazoa; Arthropoda; Malacostraca; Decapoda; Portunidae
Gene: lost
Product: methenyltetrahydrofolate synthase domain-containing protein-like
Cellular component (GO): cytoplasm
Molecular function (GO): nucleic acid binding
Source: RefSeq, a predicted model, not a curated record
CUGGGAGGCCUGGCAGGGAGGGGAAGGUAAGACAUAUUUUAACAUUUUUUCAAUUUUCACAUCUAUUACAACCUUGUCAAUGCUCCAGAUUACACACAAAUGUACACUUGGCAUUACAGAACAAGCACGUACCGAGACAUUGAUAAAUAAAACCGCGGAAACACCAAAAAUAACGAAAAAUAAAACCACUCUUGACUUGGGGAGAAGAUUCUGAGGCGAGUGUCGAUCUGCAGGAAGGAAGCAAAAUUUAGAAAACCAGGCCUAUAUUGACACUCCCAGGCCUAUAGUGAGCAAUCCAAGCCUUCUGAUUCAAGACUUUUAAGUAAUAGAAGAAAACGACAACAACAACAACAACAACAACAACAACAACAACAACAACAACAACAACAACAACAAGAGAUAGAAUAUAUAAAUAAAGAAAGAAAGAAGAAGAAGAGGAAGAGGAGGAGGAGGAAGAGUUAGCGAGAGAGGGCCUCCUAACACACACACACACACACACACACACACACACACACACACACCAAAAUGUUUCGAUCAAAGGCUGGCAUCGAAAUAGCUGAUGUUCCAAACCUCAGCAAGGAGUACAUAAGGGAGAAAGUUUGGGAUUUUAUUGAAGAAAAUGACCUCGCUGAUUUUCCCAGGCCUGUUCACAACCGCAUUCCAAAUUUUAAGGGUGCGGGUGAGGCGGGCCAGCGAGUGCGUGACCUGCCGUGCUUUCAGGCGGCACAAACUGUCAAGGUCAACCCAGACAAGCCACAGGAGGAAGUGCGGUAUUUGACUCUAGAGGCACACAAAACUCUGCUAGUACCAACCCCAAGACUUCGUAGUGGCCUGUUUAAUCGCAUCUGUGGCGGCGGCGGCGACUCGAAGGACACCCUGAGGACCAUGGCCAAGACUGAGGGCAUUAAGAAGCACUCAGAACCCGUCGGCCUUGACAUGACCUCCAGGGUGGACCUCAUAGUAUUGGGGUCGGUCGCUGUGUCUCGCGCUGGAAGGAGGAUCGAAGGUGAAGGAUUUGCCGACAUGGAGUACGCGAUGAUGAGGUCUGUCGGGGCCGUGGAUGAUGAUACGAUGGUGGUGACGACGGUGCACGAUUGUCAGGUAUUUGAUGAGCUCCCCCAGCAGCUGUUUGGGCCCCAUGACCUGCCAGUGGACAUCAUCGUGACCCCAAAGGAGGUCAUCAAGGUCACACAGAGUCUCCCCAAACCCAACGGCAUAUACUGGGACCUUCUCACCUUAGAGAAGUUCCGACAGAUACCAAUUCUGCGGCAGAUGUAUGAGAAGGAGGCAGAACUUGGCAACAAUGUGACACUGGCCGGGGGGGUGGAGCUCCCCUCGGCUGAAGAGCUGAGGUGGGGAGGGAGGGCCAGAGGAAGAGGAGGAAGCAGAGGAAGAGGAGGAGGAAGAGGAAGAGGCCGAGGAGGAGGAGGAGGAGGAGGAGGAGGAGGAGGAGGAAGAUCAAGAUAUAACUCAGAAGAAGAAGAGAAAGAGAAGGAAGGAAAAGGACAGAAAAAUAUACAGCACACCCCACAGGUCACCAUUAACGUCAGCAAGAAAAAUCGCAUUGUCCGUCGCACAGUCGAGGCAACACACGAACAGGACCGUCUGGGCUCGGCUGACCUGGACGACGAGGGCGGUGGUGGUGGUGGUGGUGGAGGUGGUGGUGGAGGUGGGAGGGGGAGAGGGGAGGCAGGGCGGGGAAGUGGAGGGGCUGGAGGAUCACUGAAGAAACCACGUCUGCAGAUAACGUAUGCAGUGUUCCUCGGCAAGGUUCCCCCGGCGUGUAGAGUCCGUGAAUUGAAGGACGCACUACAUGACCGUGGUGUGCGGCCAGCGGACAUUACGUGGCGCGGAAGGAAUGGGUUUGCCUUCCUGCGGUUCGGUGGUCCAGUGGAGGAGUGUGGGGAGGUGCUGGAGAAGCUGGCCGGGCUCACUCUCCAGGACCAGGCCAUUGUGGUGGAGCGGGCCAAGGAUAGGAGGGAUGGCGGGGACGAGGAUUACUACUAUGAAGAGGGGGCUGAGGAUGAUGGUGCCCCCCGCUAUGGCUACGCCCCCGUCCCCUGCAAGCCCCCCGCAGCCCCCAAGAAAUCAAGGCUGCCCAUUACUUUUGCUGUGUUCCUCGGCAAGGUGCCCCCACAUGCAGUGCGUGAACUGAAGGAGGCUCUGCUGACUCGCGAUAUCCACCCAGCGGACAUAACUUGGCGUGGAAGGAGUGGGUUUGCCUUCCUGCGGUUUACCAGCCCUGUGGAAGACUGCCCUGGGGUCCUGUCAGCUCUGGAGGGCCUGAUGCUGCAAGAACAGGCAGUGGUGGUGGAGCGCGCCAAGGACAGGGGUGAGGAGGAGGUGGUGGUGGUGGCUCGCGAUGAGUUGAAUGGUGUAGGUGGGUCGACAGAGGUGGUUGGUGGUGGUGAUGGUGGUGGCAGUAGUGGUGAUGUGGUGUUAGGCUAGGCUAAGAUGUGUUUUAGUUUGGCGUGUUUUUUUUUUUUUUUUUCAGGUGUUUUUUUGUGUGUUUGGUUGUGUUUUGUUGUUGUUUUUUUAUUUAUUUAUUUACUUAUAUUUUUCAUGUGUGUGUAUGUGUGUGUGUCUGUUUAUUUAUUUUUUAUUAUUUAUUUUUAUGUAAGAGGAAAGUUGGCCCAGAGCAACAUAAAACGUAAAAACGCACCCACUUAGUUGCCAGUUCCCUUGCAGGUUAGAGAGAGUUAACCCCCAGGAAAACACAGAACACUGAGGUGACUAUUUGGUGAUUUUGUACAGCUUCAGAAACUCAUGUGGGGGAUUAAAAUAGUGAAGACUGUGGCCAUUAAUCUUCUGCCCUCCAUAGACCCUUCCUAAUGUCAAUAAAAUGGUCUAAUGGU